Molecule: messenger RNA, 1108 nt
Organism: Cercospora beticola
Lineage: Eukaryota; Fungi; Ascomycota; Dothideomycetes; Mycosphaerellales; Mycosphaerellaceae
Gene: DPC29
Product: post-initiation translation factor DPC29
Cellular component (GO): mitochondrion
Source: RefSeq, a predicted model, not a curated record
CGACAACAUGGCUCCCAGCAGAGGUCUCGUGCACAUCCUGCACCGGCGUGCACCCUCCUCCCUCCGUUCACCAUGUUACGUUCGAAGCUUCACCGCCAGCAGCUUGCAGAGCUCUGGCCACAACCGAUGGUCCAAGAUCCAGCACGAUAAAGCCAAAGUUGACGCCCGCAAGAACAAACAACGCUCCAUUUUUGCCGCCGAAAUCGCCCUCGCAUCGAAGCUGUACGGCCCUGAUCCGAAUGCCAAUCCACGUUUGCAGGAUUUGAUCACCAAAGCAAAGCGAGAGGGCUUCGCGAAAGCCUCCAUCGAAGGAGCGAUUGCGCGAGGUCAAGGCAGGAGUCUGAGCGGCGCCAGUUUGGAGAAUGUAACAAUCGAGGGACUUCUGCCAAAUGGAGUGGCUGUGAUUGUGGAAUGCGAAACGGAUAGCAAGUUGAGGACUCUGGCUGAAGUACGUCUCGCCAUCAAGGACAACGGAGGCACGACUACUCCUACUAGCUAUUUGUUCACCAAGAAUGGCAUUGUCACAUUCGAGAAAAAGGACCGGGUGGGCGCCGACGAGGCACUUGAGCCAGCCUUGGAAGCGGGUGCUACAGACGUCGAACAGGAUGCAGAUGGCAGGAUCGUCGUGUCCACAGAGCCAUCCGAGCUCAGAGCUGUGGGAGAUGCCAUCGCAUCGGCCCUCGGACUGCAGAUUGCCACAUCCGAGGUGGUCUGGAUACCGAAUGAGGAGACAAAAGUUGAACUACCUAGCGAAGACGCCGCUGCUGAGCUGGCCAAGUUUCUUGAUGAGCUUCAAGAUAAAGAGCAGAGUGUCCAGUCUGUUGCCUUGAAUGUCACUCAAGGCAAAUUAGACAAUGAAACCUGGCGCGAUCUCCAGGCGCGAUACACGAACUGAUCGGCCCUUCAUCCAGGCGCAUUGUAAAUCAUAGAUGAAACACCCACAGAAAGCGAGAAACACAGACUAGCUACAAAGCUCGAGCUGAUAUACCAAUGCCACUGACGGACUUAUGGUCAGUAUAUCCGCCAUAUUGCCAACGUGCAGCAGGAAGAAUCACAGCUUAGGUGAUCAGGAACUGCGGUCAAGCAUCUCGGAAGGUUGCAGGCUUUC